Molecule: messenger RNA, 1004 nt
Organism: Tupaia belangeri chinensis (Chinese tree shrew)
Lineage: Eukaryota; Metazoa; Chordata; Mammalia; Scandentia; Tupaiidae
Gene: GLYATL2
Product: glycine-N-acyltransferase like 2
Exons: 5
Coding region: 30-932 (300 amino acids)
Cellular component (GO): mitochondrion
Molecular function (GO): glycine N-acyltransferase activity
Source: RefSeq, a predicted model, not a curated record
CCUGAGAGGAGGCUGAAGUGGUACAUAAGAUGUUUGUGCUUCAAGAAUCCCGGGAUCUGCAGGUUCUGUAUGAAUCCUUGGAAAAAAGCACCCCCGAGUCUCUGAAGGUGUACGGUGCCAUUUUCCACAUUAAGAAUAAAAACCCAUUCAACAUGGAGGUGCUGGUGGAUGCCUGGCCAAAUUAUCAGACGGUCAUAACUCGACCUCAGAAAGAGGAGAUGAAAGAUGAGCAGGAUCAUUAUACCAACACUUACCACAUCUUCACCAAAGCUCCCCACAAGUUGGAAGAAGUUCUGUCAUGUCCUCAUGUUAUCAAUUGGGAACAAGUCUUCCAGAUCCAAGGUUGCCAGGAGAGCUUGGGUGAGGCAAUAAGAAAGGUAUCAGCUUCAAAAUCAGUACAGGUAGAUUACCUGAAGACCACACUCUUUACGAUAAAAACACCGAAGGAAUUCAAGACUUCAAGUGAAGACCACACGGAGUUGGCAAAGUUACUUACAAUAGAUAAAGUAGAUGAAGAUAACAAGAAAGAAAACUUUCCAAGCAUUUUUUUGGAUGCCUCACAUGCAGGUCUUAUAAAUGAACAAUGGCUCUUUGGGAAAAAUGAGAGGAGCUUGAAAUAUGUUGAACGCUGCCUCCAGAGUUUCCCAGGAUUUGGGAUUAUGGGUCCAGAAGGGCAGCCUAUCUCCUGGCUCGUGAUGGAACAGUCAUGUGAGCUGAGAAUGGGUUACACUGUCCCCAAAUAUCGAAGCAAAGGCAACAUGUUGCAAAUUGGAUAUGACUUUGUAAAAUAUUUAAAUGAGAGAAAAAUACCAUUUUAUGUACAUGUGGCAACUGAUAAAGAGAAAACUCAGGGGAGCCUGCAAAAUUUUGGGUUUGAAAUUAAUCCUUGUGGAUGGCAUCAGUGGAAAUGCACCCCUAAGAAAUACUGUUGAAUGGUACCACUGUCCAUUUCAACCUUUUCUUAUCAAUGGAAAAACCUAAAUAUAAACAAGAAUAUAGCAAUC